Molecule: messenger RNA, 981 nt
Organism: Effrenium voratum
Lineage: Eukaryota; Dinophyceae; Suessiales; Symbiodiniaceae
Source: the annotation of a GenBank genome assembly
AUGCCUUCGCAAAGAGUCCCGGUGUUCCUCGGUGAGCAGAUCGCGAUGUGCCCGGGAACAUACUGGUGCGCCAAAGAGCAAGAGCUUUGUACUUGCACCGGUGAGAUCAUUUAUAGUCCGAAGCUGUUCGACGGCUACACCUACACUAGCACUGCAGGAGAGGCUUAUAAGGUACGCUCCGAAGGCACUUGGAAAUGUGGCACAGACCAGCAGGGCCAAGAGUAUGCAGACCCCGCACCUGGGGAAGUGAAGCAUUGCUGGUGCACUCCAAAGGAGAUUCAAGAAAUGUUGCAACCUUUUGGAGCUGACAAUCUACACAAGGAGGAAUGUGCAGAAGCGUCACACUCUGACUAUCAAGCAGUUCGCCGACUCGGCCAACGGGUGCAGCUCACUCCAAGCAAGCAGUUUGCAUUUGAAGAAGAAGGCCGUCAGAUCAGUUGGAGUCAGAAUGCUAGUGAAAAGGCGCGGCAAUUGACAUCAGACGACACCAGCUAUCGAUAUUCGCCCUGGGCUUUGGUCACCAUUGAUGAGUUCAACGAAUUCGAGCCGAGUUCGAGCAGUUCAAAGCCCAUCACGUGUGCCUAUGAAUUUGGCGUGCCAGAAGCCUCAGGUGAGCUUUACCAGAGUAGCGGAGCAUACCAGCCUGAACUGUGGGAGGCGGAAGCAGUGGCCAAAGAAUGGGGCAGGGAGCCUGUGCGACCUUGCUGGGUCCGGACGCAAGCCGCAUCCGCUGCGGCUGGGGAGUAUUGCGCCACAGCCUUGAAAAUGCCAGGAACUCUCGCGAAAACGGCAGCGUCGAUGAUGAAGUCCGCGCGGGUCUGGUUUUGGUCCUUUUUCAGCGGCAGCUGCUUGCUCGUGGCCCUCCUGACGUGGUUGUGUUGGCCUAUGAUCAAGGAGGCAUGUGAGUCUAUGCGUAGUGGAUGCCUCGACUGUGUCCAUUUCUUUUCGCCGGCGGAGACUGAGAACUUGAUCCCGAACUAA